AUGGAUAACACCGCUUUCUUGAUGGCUCAUCCUGCUUUUGGAUUUGGGACAUAUUGGGUUGGAUUCUUAGUGGAUGCGGUUUUAUUAGGCGUCAUUCUUCAACUCUGCGCGACAUGGGCAAUAACAUCGGGGAAAGAGAGCCCGAUUAUAAAGAUACUGGUGUGGUACCUCGUCAUUCUCAGCUUGGCCAUAACCAUAUUUAUAUCGGCAUUUGCAUACCAUUUAUUUAUAUUCAACUUUGGUAACUACUCCGCGUUCUCAGAUGCUAAUGACGCCGGAAUGGGAAGUACCAGUUCCGCUAUUGCUGCGAAAGUGUUAGCUCCUGAUCCGAGCAAACUCUACACAGUGGAAUACCUUGUGUUGGGCUGGAUCAUCUGUGAAGCUCUCAACGACGUCUUGACCACUUCUGUGAUAGCUUUUUACUUGAUAAGGAGUAGGAGCGAAUGGUCAGAGACUAAUCAAAUUAUCACAAAGUUACUCUUAUUAGUGGUCGAGACUCAGCUCCCACCCACCAUGAUGGCUUUAGUAUUUCUCGUGUUUUAUAUAGCUGCUCCGAAUACCACUCUGAUAGCUUUCUUCGUCUGUACACCCAAAGUCUACGUCACAUGUCUUUUAUUCGUCCUAAAUGCCAAAGUCAAACUUCAAAGAGAAAUCUCUUAUGUACAAGGACGAUUAGGAACUAGUAAUGCUGCUCAGUAUAAUCGUUCUUCGGUUAUACAGAUCUCGAAUAGAUCAAGUUCAAGGACACCACAAAGGUUGAGCGGGAUACAAGUUACCACACAAACCAUAACGCGACUCUCUGAUAAAUCCCCUCACUCCCCUUCCCAGACUUCCAUCCCUCCACCUUGGGCAGUUAACAAUCAAACGUCACACGAAGUGAAUACCAUGAAAUUGAGAACAAACGAAUAUCUGACAAAUCUAACCUUAACCAUUUCUGAUAAUAUCAUUCGCAGUCCAUUAAAAACCCUUCUUCUUUCGUUUCGUGUCCAAGCUUCUAGAUCAAACGUUCUGAUCAAGCCACAAGCCAUCAACCACUAUGCUGUACAUCAUUUCAUCUCUGUACCUGUACCUGUGACGGUCGGAAGCCGUGACCCUUCGGAGCGUUAUGGGGGAUGGCGUGACCGUCAGAAGAUCCGUGCCACUUCGAAGGGUCAUGGUUGUGGGACCAUGACCCACAGAAGGAUUGCUCCUCACUGA
This is a messenger RNA of Tremella mesenterica DSM 1558, 1197 nucleotides long. RefSeq lists its product as uncharacterized. The record is from RefSeq and is a predicted model, not a curated record. NCBI's taxonomy places the organism in Eukaryota, Fungi, Basidiomycota, Tremellomycetes, Tremellales, Tremellaceae. The transcript is spliced from 14 exons. The coding region runs from base 1 to 1197 and encodes 398 amino acids.